Cyclocybe aegerita is the source of this 1149-nucleotide messenger RNA. The record is from the annotation of a GenBank genome assembly. NCBI's taxonomy places the organism in Eukaryota, Fungi, Basidiomycota, Agaricomycetes, Agaricales, Hemipholiotaceae.
AUGCACCACAGAGGGAUGUCCCAACACGACGUCCGAGCCGAGGCCAACGAGAACGUUGAGAAGAGGGAGGAGCCUCUGGAUCUAGAUAUCGGAGUGGCGAAGGACAACCCGGAAGAGGGCUCAAAGGUGGUGGGUAGAGCAGGAACGAUCGUCCUCCCCGAAAUCGCAGACACAGGAGUGCACGAUGCUCUCCGCCGCUCCCUACUCCUCUUCUCCGCCUCGCUCUCGCUCCAUUUCUCCCUUCCCAUUUCGUCCCUCCUCUCUCCUGCGGGGGCGAACUCUAAGUUGAUCCUAUGGCCUCUCCUUAUCUCAGCAGAUGUGAAAGUCGUAUGCGACCCGUUUGUCCGAAUCGAGCACGGCCUCGCGGAAACACGCUUGGAGGGCGGCGAGAAGGAAAGGGAGGCUCGUGAAGCAGGCUUUCCCUCUGGAUUGGCAUCUCCCGCUGUGAUAUUGACGGUGGAGGAACGCGAACGCGAACGCACGAGCGAGGAGAUAGAGAAUCGGCGUGAGUUGAAGUUGAAUGAAGAGCGUGGCGCGAGGGGCGAUCGCGCCUUCGUUUUCUUGUUUAUGGGUGUGCCGGUGGCAUCUGUCGGCUCGCGCGUCGUAGUGAUACUCGUAGCACCACUCAUGGCAUUGGAUGCUGUGACGGGUGUAGUUCUCGUCCGGGUCGUAGCAGAAGCCGAGGAAGCAGGUAGCUCCGACACGUUGACGAUAGCAUCCUCAGGGAAUCGAACCGAGAAGCGCGCACGCGCACGCUUCAGCGCCGGUGUUGCACAGAUCAAUGGUCUGGAGGGCGCGAUAUCUAAAAUUGCACCGAUCGGCGCAGACGUGGAUGCCGACGUCGAGAUCGACACAGCCGGUGCCGAAAUGGACGUUGUUGUCAUCGACUCUGACCUGCGUCGGCGUGAGGAUGGGCUAAAAGCAGACUUCACCCGUGCACUUAUGGUGGCAAACUUAAAGUGCAUUGUCCCAGGGGCGAAGCACGGGCCUCUGGAGUUGAGAGAAGUGGGGUUUGUCCUGGUAGGGCGUGCUGGGAGUGACUGUAUGCGCGACACUGUCCUCCAAAAAAAAACGGCUUUUGGGUUCUCUGCGACGCGAGGAAAACGACGAGAAGAAAGGCGCACUAGCAUCAUGCGAAACGCAUUCUAG